UCAUUCUGGUGGACCAAGAAAAAACAUGGUAUAUUUAAUUCACCACGUUUACUUUUUCUACUCAUAACUUGUCUCUGUUCCCCCUUCUCUUCGGUGUUUUUCAAAGAGGAAGAUGGCUACCUUGAGUGUACCCCCAGUUCCUCCUUCUCCAAGAGAUGAUGCCAUGCAACUUUACCGUGCUUUCAAGGGACUUGGGUGUGAUACUAGUGCUGUUAUCAAUAUUCUUGCUCAUCGAGAUGCCACACAGCGUGCCUACAUCCAACAAGAAUACAGAGCAAUGUAUUCUGAGGAACUUUCCAAACGCUUAGCUUCGGAGCUCAGUGGAAAGCUAGAGACUGCUGUUCUGCUCUGGAUGCAUGACCCUGCAAGACGUGACUCGACAAUCAUUAGGCAGUCUCUAAUAGACAGAACUCUUAAAGGUGCUACUGAAGUUAUAUGUUCACGGAGUCCAUCGCAGCUGCAAUAUUUAAAACAGAUCUACCAUUCUAUGUUUGGUGUUUAUGUAGAGCAAGAUAUUCAAAUAAACACCAGCCUUGGGGAUCAUCAAAAGCUUUUGCUUGCAUAUUUAAGCACGCCUCGUCACGAAGGCCCUGAGGUUAAUAGAGAAAUUGCUGAGAAGGAUGCAAAGGUUCUUUACAAAGCUGGGGAGAAGAAACUAGGAACUGAUGAAAAGACUUUUAUCCACAUAUUCAGUGAACGGAGUGCAGCACAUUUGGCUGCUGUCAGUUCUUAUUACCAUGACAUGUAUGGUCACUCUUUGAAGAAGGCAGUAAAGAAUGAAACAUCUGGGCAUUUUGCUCAUGCACUUUUGACAAUAAUCCAAUGUGCUGUUAAUCCAGGAAUUUAUUUUACAAAGGUGUUGCGUAAGGCAAUGAAAGGUUUAGGAACUGAUGAUUCCACACUCAUAAGGGUCAUUGUAACAAGGACUGAGGUUGAUAUGCAGUAUAUCAAAGCUGAAUAUUUAAAGAAACACAAGAAGACACUGAACGAUGAAGUUCACUCAGAGACAUCUGGUCACUACAGAGCCUUUCUUCUCUCACUUUUGGGCCCUAAUCACUAAUCAGUAGCCAAGAUGUUCAAUGAUGUUUCUUGUGGAAUACAUUCACUCUCUCAUGUUUAAGUCCUGACAACAUGUUAAAUCUUGCGGUUUCUAGUGUUGUGAUUCAUGUAACCCAUCUCAUUUGCUUUUAUUGUGUUGUUAUUUUUGUAGUGCUUUGUGAGUAUGAAAACUAUUGUCUUUUCUUGUGCAAUCAAAUAUGACAAUCAAAUAGAUGUUAAAGGAGAUAAUAUUUUCCAUUCAA
Messenger RNA from Cajanus cajan (pigeon pea), 1301 nucleotides. RefSeq names its product annexin D5. NCBI's taxonomy places the organism in Eukaryota, Viridiplantae, Streptophyta, Magnoliopsida, Fabales, Fabaceae. Gene Ontology annotation, cellular component: cytoplasm; plasma membrane. Gene Ontology annotation, biological process: response to cold; response to salt stress; response to water deprivation. Gene Ontology annotation, molecular function: calcium-dependent phospholipid binding; calcium ion binding; phosphatidylserine binding. The record is from RefSeq and is a predicted model, not a curated record.